GUUGCAUCUUUUGUUUUACAUUAUUAUUAUUAUCUACUAUUAUAAUUAUAUUUAAAUCUUUAUUCAUUGCAAAUGUUUUAUAUAUUUUUAGUGAUCCUAUAUCGAAGAUAAUAUAUAUUACUGUCGAAGAUGUGAUCUUUGACCGUCAAACAAACGUUAGAGGUCAUUAUCCCUUAUCUCGCAUGUCUGGUCAAUAUUAUCGACCCUGACAGUAAUACAGGAGGUUCCAUGGUUGAUUUACGAUUGUUCCCAUAGAAACGUACCUUGCGAUCGAAUCGCGACCGCGCGUUCCUUUCGUAUUUAAUAUAAGCUACAUGUGUGUGUAUGUAUCAGGCAAACCUUGUAUAGUCUUGCAGCCCUACCGCAGUCUCAAAUAUUGACACGACCUGCGAUGAACUCGUGUAACAUCUUUUGACAUUCAAACUCGACAUUCGCGCCGGAAGUUGUGUCGCAUCGGAAGAUCGUUGAUUCGUUGGUGUAUGAUGUUCAUUUGAAGAAAACAGCUGAAUAGAUAUAAAUAAUGGCCUUCCAAUUGGACGAUCUUUUAAAGGAAGAUAAGAAGGAUGCAAAUUUAUUACCUGAUCUAAGUAAAGCAAUUUGUAAUUCUCAAGAAGAGUUCCGUCGACUUCUGGAGAAUUGUCCUGAAUUUAAAAUUAAACCAGAAAAGGUAAAAAAAGAAGAUGCAAAAGUGCGUGACAAAGAAUUUUCUUGGAAACCAACUAAAAAAGAGUUGAAAGUAUUUGGAAAAGAAUGGAAUUACGGAAAUCCAAUACCUCCAGAUAUGAAAGAUUUAAAUCUUCACGAAUUACAACAAGUUGCUAUUGAUUGGAGAAUGUUAACACCUAUUAGACCAAAAAAUCGACAAGAUGAAGAAAUGUUCUCUAGAUUGGUGGAAAUGGGAAAACUGGAAGCAAAAACAAUUGCUAAAGAACGACGAUCAAUUAUAAGUCCCAUUAGACGUAGUAAAAAUCGUGCUGGUAUGAUUGAGAGUAGCGUAAAAAUAUGUAAUGAAUGUGGAGAAGAAUAUUGCCUUGGUGAAUUUUGUGGUGAUGUCAUAUAUGAUUUAUAUGUAAGAAUAAAUGUGACGGUUCAACAACCGAAAAUAAAAAUAUCCGCUGAUACUGAAGCAAUAAUAGCCAAUAUGGAUCGUAAAAAGAAACGCAAGAGAAAAAAGAGAAUAAAAAUUAAAAAUACUAGAAAAAAUAGUAGACUGUUAAUUAGAAACAAAAGAAUGAAAUCUAUGGCUAAUGAUUUAGGAAGAAAAAAUAAUAAAGACAAGCUAGAGAAUAAUGAGAACAAUUCAAAGCCUGUUAAACCAUUUAAAAGAAAAUGCAGUAAAUAUACUAAAAAAGGAUUUCGAAAAUAAACGUAAAAGGUAACAAAAAUUAAUACAUGUUAUAAAUUCCGAAAAUAUUUAUCACGAAUUAAAAUUUAUUUGUUACGAAAGUAAAUUUGAAUAAAUUCUUUUUAUAUUAUUGUAUAUUAAUAUAUAAUUAUUAAAGUAAAAUAUAAUAAAUAUGAGAUGUAUGUAUUUUAAUAAUAUUAAAUAGAUGCUAUUUAUGCUUAUAUGUAAAUAAUUUAUGUAGAAAGUGAAAAUUAAAAAAGAAUUAAGGAUUAAUUGAUGCAAAAUGAAAACGAAGAGUUAUGUACGUUUAUUAUUUAUCUAUAUUCUGUGGUCCCUCAAAACAUGGAAUAAACUGAUCUGUCUUACAAUAUUUAAACAUUGUAAUGACAAUUAAAUAUAUAUAAAACAACAUAACGAUAAUUAACGGGCAGGCGCAGUAAAUGGUUGCAACUAAAUGUUGGAAAAAUAUAAUUUUUAUUCCUCAUUUCAUUUAUUUCUUUUUGUGUCUUUUUAUUUUAUGAUCCAUUCUUUUUUUUCUUUUAUCUAAAAAAUGUCGCAACCAAAAAUCAAUCAUAAAAGGAAAAAUAUUCUGUUUCUUUAUUUAAAUCUAUUCCUCGAUUUUAAUAUAGUUUAAAAAUUUUAAAAUUUUUACAUUUAAAAAAAUUUCGAAGUUUGUAAUAAUUAUAUAAUUCAAAUAGAAAUAUGCAUCUAUGGAAACAGAACAUUCCUUUUGAAUUAUAUUUUUUCUAUUGAUUUUAAAAGAAAACUCCAUUAUAUCGAUUUUUUAUCUCAACAUUGAGUCAUACGCUAGUAUAAUAAUAAUAUUUAAACUGACUGAAGUACAUACAUUUUACACAAAUAUAUUUAUAUAGAUAUAUAGAUAAUAUCAAUAGCUACAAUAACACUUUUGGUGAAUAAAAUACAUCGUAUAUAACCAUGAUAUUUUUGUUUCAAGUAAUAUUCUAAAUUUAUCUAUAUUUUAUUUAGUUUCAUUCAUCUUAAUUAUGAUCAGAGUUCUAUUCACUAUUAUUUUAAUAAUAUUGUAAAUAUUAGGCCACUAAAGUUUCAAAAUUUCUAUCUAUAUUUUUAUUUUGAUGAUGAUUAUAUAAAAAAAAACGUUUAUAACAAAAAAUAUUUCAGUUAUUUCAAACUAAAUUUAAGUAAAAUAUCAAUUAUUAUAUCAAACUAUAGUUUUGUUAUAAUAAAAAAUAUUAUGCUAAAUAAAGUAUUAUAUUUUAAUUUCAUUGGACACUGAUCACCAACAAUACUCUACAAUCUUAUACAUACUUAUACAGAUAAUGUUAUUCAAUCACUAUCUUUUUUAAGCUACUAUAUUUUAUACAAUAAGAAUAUAUAUAGAACAUUACUGUUUAAUAUACAUAUGUACAAUUGCAAUAAUAUUUUUUUAAUUAUAAUCAGUACAAUUAAAUUUUAAUUUAAAUUUAAAUUUUAUCGACAUCCUUAUAUCGUCAAUAUUUAAUUUUGUGUGCAAUUCUUUUUUUUUUUAUUAAAAUUUUGAAAUAACAAGUUUUAUAGUGAUUUUUACAUCGAUAUUUAUAAUUAUUCGAUAGACACGAGUAAAGUGCAUAUAAAUGUUAUUCAAAAUAUAAUAUCCUUUUAUUAAUACACAUUUAAAUAUUCUUCUAAUUAUCAGGUUCGUUAAUCAAAAAUUAAUUUUGUCUCUUUAUCAUUGUAUCAUGCGAGUUAGUGAUUCGAAGAAUAUUAGAUACAAAAAUAUGAUAAUAUUUAAAUAUCUACCGCAUGAUUUCGGCAGCUGCUCAAAUUUUGUUUCGAUUAUUAAACUUAAGUACAUCAAUGAUUAUACAUUAUAUAAAUAUUUCUUACGACCAGCGUUGAAUAGUAACAUUAUAUUUUUAUUCGUAGUAAUAUAAUUAUAAUUAAUUAAAUUCAAUUUCUGACAACUAAUUUUUCACUUAAAUAUAUGUUUUUCAUGUAUCAAUGUAGUUAACAUUCUGAAUAGGAUAUAUGUAAUUAUUUAAAUGAUAUUUAUAUUUAUAGAUAUAAUAGAAACAAAAUAUAGAUUUAAAAUAUUUCCAUUGUUCUUUAGUACUAUUUAUAUGUUUAAGCAAUAAAAUGGAACAAUUUGUACUGAUGAGAAAAAUCAUUACAUAUUCCAACACUGAUCAUAAUGCUUUUAGGACGAUUUUUACAUUUUUUUUACGAUUUACUUUAAUUAUAAUUGAGUAGAUACAACAAUUUAUUAUAAUAACUAAAAAGGAAUAACUACAGAAGAAUAAAAUUAUAAAAAAACACAGACUAUUAUUUCAAAAUUAAAGAAUAAAAAAUAAAAACAAUAUACAAUAUUGACGAAUUUAAAACAAAACUAUGGUAAUAAUAUUACGUCUUGGUAAUAAAAAAAAAUAUGAAAGAUAAAUGACUUGUCAACCUGAUGAUAAGUUAUUUUUUAAAUAGAGAAAUAGAGUCAUUUUUCAAAUGAAAAUUAACACAAUAAUUAAUGCAGACUCUCAAUCAACUUUGCUUUUUUUUUUUUAAAUGAAAUCAUAUUUUAUUCUAUUUGUAAUAGAUUAUUUUAACUCGCACCUUAUGAUUAAUGUUGUUAUUAAGUCAUUGAAAAUUUGCAAUAUAAAAAUAUUGCAAAUAUAAUGCAAUAAAAAUAAAAUUAAAAUAAUAAAUUAAAAAAAUAAAAUAAAAAUAAAAUUUACGCUAAUUUAAUUUAUUUAAAAAAUUAUAUUAAAUUAUACCGUUAUUCAAAUCGAAAUAAUUAUACAUUAAAUAUGUGUAUCAAAUAUGUAUAAAUAAAUAAAUUAUUGAAAAACAAUUUCUUGAAAAAUUAUUUCGAUAAUAGUUGAUCUCUGAAGAUUUUAAAUAAUUUUUAUAGAUUAUGUUUCAAAAAAUUUCAUUAGAAAUAAAAAAAUUUUUUAAAAAUUGAAUCUUUCUAUCUUCUCUAUUUCUUUAUUUAUAAAAAACUAUUGAUAUCAGAUUAUAUUCUUUUUUAAUUCAAUAUAAUUAUUGUAAUAGAUUUUUUUUUAGAUUGUUUAGAUGAUCUAUUUUGAAUGCCUUGCUUAGCAUUUAUAAGUAAUAAUAAGUAAUUAAAAAAUUAUUCUUAAUUUUAUUACGAAAAAUUAUUAAAAAAAAAAACAGUUACCCUUGUAAAGUAUAUACUUUUGGCACGGAAUAGAAAUACUCAAUAUAAGGGACUGUCUAUUUCAUUUAACUUUACGUAGCAAUAAUGAUUCAUUGUUUUAUAUAUAUAUAUAUAUAUAUAUAUAUAUAGAAAGAAUUCUAUAUAUAUAUAUAGAAUUGAAGCUCGUUCGAAAGUUGUAUUCAUGAAGAAACUCCUUUUUCUUUUGAGUAUCAAUAUGUUGUAACAAAGAAUUUUCAUAAGGUAUGUAAAAUAUUAAAAUUAUUGAUGACAUAUGUUGCAAAUGUUACAAGCAACGAAUAUUUUGUGAAAAUAUAUUAAGAAUAAAAAUACAAAAUAUGAAUAGCUAUUUAAAUAUUUUUUCAUUUUCUUUUUAUAAGUAAAAGCUAUAAACGAUAAUAUUUGAUGGUACUAUUUUACAACGUUCAUGUAACGUUCAGGUAUACAGUAUAUUUAUCACAAUAUUUCAUUCGCCAUACAUCCUAAAUAUUCUUUUUUUUAUCUUGUUACUAAUUAUUGAUAUUUUACAUAUUAACAUACAACAUUAAUUAAUAAAUUUUUUCGAGCAAAUGAUAUUAUAACGUAUCUUUCAUAUUAAUUAUUAUGCAUUUAUUUGCAAUAAGAUUAUGUAAUUAACAUCACUUUUCAAUUUGAAUUUUUCUCUUUUUAUUUUUUUUUUUUUUUUUUAGAAAAUAGAAGCCAAAAAACUCUGAGUAUAGUAUAUUCAAUUUUACUGUUUUUUUAAAUUCUUAAUAUCUAAAUUUUUUUUUGAAGACAUUACUGUCCUUGUAGAGUUUAAAACUCUUGCACUUUUAUACAUAAUAUUCUAUACAUAAUAUAGAUAUUAACGAUUAUAAUAAUCGUUAUUACAUUAAUUAAAAAGACUAUUAAGAGAUAACUUUUAAAAUAUAAUCAAUAUACUCACUAUAUUUUAUACAUGGCAUAAAAUAUGAACGGUUGGAUUAGAUUGUUCGUAAAAAAUUAAAAAUCAACAUAAAAUCUUUAAUUAUUUGAUCCACGUUUGAUCAUUCAUUUAUAAAAAUUUGUUCAAAUUAUUGAAAUAUUUUCAUAAAAUUUUUAAAAAGCUUCGUUUUUAUUAAGUAUAUAUUAUAAGAUACUUUGAAAGUCAGAAUACAAUUAUUAUCAUAUAAUGUAAUAUAAUCAAUAAAAUUAAUUUUAAAAAUAUUUUUAAAUAUAAAUUACAUAUUUUUUUAUAUUUUUAAUAAUAUAUAUAUGUAUUUAUAUAAAUAAAAUAUGUAAAUUCAAAAAUCCAAAAAUGAAAAUAUAUAUUAUUAUUUACUAUAUGGAAAAAAAUAGAUAAAAUUAAUAUAUCUAAAUUAUAAUUAUUUGGUUUGAAUUAGUUAUACAUAAUUGUAUAAUGAUUUUCAUUAUAUCUCAUUUUUUUUUUUAUUAACUUGGCACAAAUUUUGUCACAUAUUUGUAUAUUCUUAUAUAAAUAUGUAAUCUUUAUAAUUCAUUACUGAUGUACUUUUACUAAUAAAAUACAGUUUAUUAUUACAAAGUAUAUAAUUUUAGAUCUAUAUGUUGCAAUAAAUUACUCGUUAUCAAAUAUAAGAAAAUAUUUCUCUUAAUAUAUUGAAAAAGACACGGUACAUCAGUAAUAUAAACUUUUCUCAGAAGAGAUUGUCCUGCACUUUAUUAUUAUUUUGUUUGUUUUGGAAUAUGAUAUAUUUUUUUAAGUUUUCAACCAUUUGUAUCUAUAAUAUUUAAAUUAAUUAUAAAAGAUAAAUAAUCAAAAUGUUAAUAACGUGGAUGCAAACACAUUAAUCUAAUGAAGAUUCUUUUUAAGACUUCUUGAUGAAAUAUAAAAGACAUAAGUACAAUUUAUUAAUAAUUUAUGGUUAUGAAAUUUAUAAAUAUAUACUAAUAUAUAUCUAGUAAAAUAUAGACAUAUAUGAGAUAAUUCUUAAAAGAAUAGAAUCUAUAAAAAUAAUUAUUUUAUAAUGAAAACUAUGACUUAUGCCUCUUCCAUCAAAUGUAAAUACAAAUACAGCUUCAUUAAAACAUUCAGUAUGUUAAAAAAUCAAUAAUCUUUUUUUUUCUAUACAAAGUGCCCCUGUAGAUAUGAAGUCUAUGAAAUAUAUGAAUUAAUCGAACAACCUAGUCCAAUUGGCAUUAUAUACAAGGGAAAGGAACAAUUUGGUCAGGUGGUUAAUUGGUAAGUCACUUAAAACACACCUGAUGAGUCCGAAAUGACAUAUGUCGUUUGGACCAAGCAGGAUUCUUACUCUAUUCCUCUUCACAAGGAACAUAAUUUUUAUCAUAUUUAAUCUUUUUCAAUUAUCUUUACGAGCUUUCUUUUUACUUUUCUUUUGAGGUUUGGCUUCUGUCCAGAUAUCUAAAAUAUAUUUAAGAUACAUGUAAAUUUUUUAUUCUUGAAAUGUGAGAUUAUAUAAUUUAUGAUAAGAAUUAUAUAAUAUAUGAUAAUAUAAAAAUAUAAUUAUAAUAUAUUAAAUUACCUCCUAAUUCAUCAAACACAGGACCACUUUUUUCUUGUGUUUGCAUAACAUUAGGAUUUUUUUCUUCAAAAUUAUCUAGUUCUUUUUCUAUAUUGUCAUCCUUCUUUUUUGUCCUUUGUUCUUGGAUUUUAUUAUCUACUUUUGGUGUAGAUACAAUCAUUAUAGGGAUAUUUUCAUUUUCAGAAAUUUUUUUUCCUUUCUUUGAUUUUCCACUUUUUUUUUCUUCUUUUUCUAUUUUUUCAUUCUUAAAUAAAAAAAAUACAAAAAAUAUAUGUAAUAAUAUUAAAAAUAUUUAAAAUAAAUAUAAAUACACUUGAAAAAUACCUUAGAUUGUUCUUCUUUUUGCUGUUCUUUUUCUUUAGAUAUUUCCUCAUUGGAAAUAGGUGUAAGUAUCACAUCUUUUUUAUCUUUCUCUUUUAAUUCUUUAUUUUCUGUUUCCUUUAUAAUUUUAUCUUUAAUUUCUACUUUUUCUGAAACCUUUUGUUUAAUUACUUCUUCAUUAAUUAAAUCAAUCUUCUUAGUAUUCUUUUUGUUUUUCUUUGAAGGAGAUUCUUCCUCUUUUUUUUUAUUUUUUUUAUCUUUUUUGGAAUAAGCUUGUUCCCAAUCACCUAUAUUUUAAAUAUAAAAUUAAUAUUUUUUUAGUGUUAUACAAUUCUAAAAAUAAUUCAAUUAAACCUUACCUUCAUCAAAGUCUAUUGGUUUCUCUUGAAAUAAGUUUUUUAAAUUCUUUUUAUUUUUUACUUGUUCAAUUUUGUUUUCUUUACCAACUUUUAUAAGAACUUGAUCUUUAUCUUUCUUUGUUAUAGAAAUUUUAUUAUCUUCUUGUUUUCGUUCCUUUAAUUUUCCUUCAGUAUCAUUUGGUUUAGAUACAACUUUUUUUGAAACUUCUGUCUUUGUUGAUAUACUUUUUUUAAUAGGACUUGUCUUUUCAAUUACAAUUUGACCAUUAGCAGAUUUCUAUAAUAUACGUAUUAUAAAUAAUAUCAAUGAAUAAUAAAUGAAACAUAGAAUAACAAAUUUUUAAGAUUUUAAAAAUAUAAUUAUAUUAUAUUAUAAAACUUCAAAAUUAUAAAUAAAAAAUAUAUGUAUUACAAUAAAUAAAUUAAAUUUAUAAAAAAAAGUCUUUAAAUAGGAUAAUAUGCACAUAAUUAAAUUGUAUUCUAUGCAAUGAUAAAAACAAUAACGAAUCUUUUAAAACAGUUAUACCAGCUGAUUAUGAAUCAUGUAUGCGUGUAUAAAUAUUCGCAACAAAUAAGCAACCAUAUGGAGGGUGAACAGUAUACAUUGUUAGAUUUUUAUUGUUAAUUAAUUCGAAAAAAAAAAAAAAGAAAGAUAUACCAUUUAAAUCAUUUACUUGUAUCGUGCUAACCUUUUCUUUGAUCUUGAUACGUUUCUUAUUGGUAAAUUUCCGGUCCACGUCGGAGCCUACCGAAAGCUGUGCAAAAGGUGGUUGUUCAGCCUUCUUGAAACCAAAGACGAAAACGAGAAUCGCACAUAUAAGCACGAUACCCACAGGUAAUGCAUAUUGCGAAUGCUGAAAUAGCAAGCUGACGUCCAUGGCAAUACAAAGGACGUGUCAACGUGUGCGAGAUCGACGACGGAAAUGAGGGACGGCAAUAGAAUGACGGCGACAACACAUACGGUUACAACUCAGCGGUGAUCGGUGAACCAAACGCUUAACGUACACGAUACAGAUCGAACAACUCAAAACAUAGCACUCUAGUGGAAAGUCUUCGAAUUACUGUAUGCCAGGCGGGCGCCGAUCUCCGCUGACGCGGCUAUGACAUGCCACUAAGUAACUCAAGCGAGAUUUUGUUUCAUAUAUCUACAAAAGUUUUUGUAUAAAUUAAAUUAAAGUAUUUAUUAGUAUUAAUAUGUCAAAAUAUUAUUAAAUUAAUAAAUAUGAUUUAUUAAUAACAAAAGAAUAAA
This is a messenger RNA of Apis cerana (Asiatic honeybee), 8878 nucleotides long. RefSeq lists its product as uncharacterized. Lineage: Eukaryota; Metazoa; Arthropoda; Insecta; Hymenoptera; Apidae. The record is from RefSeq and is a predicted model, not a curated record.